AUGGGCUGGGUCGGAGUCGGGGCUUUGAUUGCAACUGCCUGUUUUCUGCUCUACCAGUUUCCUCCCAAGUGGACAGUGUCGUCGAAACCCACGCCUACCUGCGAAGAUGGCGACGUGAAGGUGCAAGAACCUGCUGAAACACCUUCUAAAGAGAUCACUUCCAUCGAUACACACGAUGAGAGUACAAAUGAGUCGCCAACUACGCCCAAAGCCGCGGCUACCACACCAGACCCCUCCCUGACGAUACCGGCGUUCCAGUUGAACGACGAGACUACAACGAGCAGCAAUCCUACUCCUAUAACUCGUUCACCAGCGCCGACAAAUGACUCGAGACCGACAUCCACCGCAACUGGGGUCAUCUCCAGCAUGCCUCCUCCUCCUCCUCCUCCACAACCACCGCUGCCGUCGUCACGUCCAGACACCGCGUCACUGAUGCCGCCUCCUAGCGUCCCCCGCCUCCGACCUCCGACACAGCCGACACAGCCGACACGGUCUCCAAGCGUUGUAGCGCCAGGAACAGAAGGACGAUACCCUCCACGGCUCUCUCCCGGUAGCAGCUCUCUACGCCCACCACCGUCUGCGGCCUCCUCCCUCCGCGUGCCACCGAGCAACAGCCUAGCGCCGACGAAGGUGACGUUGAAACCGUCCAAACCAAAGCGGAACAACAAGGUGAACCUGCAGCCCGGGUUCUCGCCGCUGGACUGGGCGGCGCUGACCGCGAACCCGAACAACAAGCUGCGGGGCGCGAACCUGCCGCCGGGCCUGAUCAAAGUGACACCCUCGAUGCUCAAGGCGCAGAACGGGCGCAAGGGCACCGACGUGUGGACCUCGUACCAGGGCAAAGUGUACAACAUCACGCCGUACGUGCCCUUCCACCCGGGGGGGACUGGCGAGCUGCUCCGCGGCGCAGGCAAGGACUCGGGCAAGCUGUUCAUGGAGAUCCAUCCGUGGGUCAACUGGGAUGCUAUAUUAGGGGAAUGCCUGGUUGGCAUUCUAGUUUCGGAGAACGAAACCAAUGUCCUAGAUGAGAUGGACUAG
Molecule: messenger RNA, 1038 nt
Organism: Penicilliopsis zonata CBS 506.65
Lineage: Eukaryota; Fungi; Ascomycota; Eurotiomycetes; Eurotiales; Aspergillaceae
Exons: 1
Coding region: 1-1038 (345 amino acids)
Molecular function (GO): heme binding
Source: RefSeq, a predicted model, not a curated record